AUGGUGAGCAGAAACGUAUACGUAUUCUUCGACGACGACGACGACUCUUUCAAUUUUCAGACAUCAGAAGAAGCUAGCGACUGGGUUGUCGAGAAGGAUUCGUCAAACCGAUGGGCAGGGGGUGGGCGUACACUCCUUACGGGAAGCAGUGGGGAGUUUACGUUUACAUUUAACGGGACGGACGUUGAAAUUAUGGGUGAUGUGCCUUUGUCUGCAGAGUCACAAACUGUGCUGGUUCAACUCGACGGUGAAGCCCCUCGUGAAUUAUUUCUCCAAGACUCUUCCCAGUUUCGCAAUGGCUCCUAUCGACGAUGGCUUCAUCUACGUGAUUUGGACGACGGCACUCAUACACUGCAUCUCAGUCGCCUCCCUCUCGGACUCUCCGUUGACUUUGCGGUCGUGGCACCGGGACUGGACCAUGUUGUGCAGGGAAGGCAGCUGAUGGUGGACGAUCUGAAUUCCGAUCUGAGGUUCCAAGGAAACUGGAGCACCGUACAACCAGUGGUGGGGAGGGAUUCUGAAGCCGAACGAUUGCCACUUCCCUGCGGGCUCUCGUCACACCAGACCGCAACUGAGGGAUCUACGGCAAUGCUCUCCUUUUUUGGGUCUAGCGUGUCCGUUGUUGGCCAUAAUAGCCUCACAGCACCAAUCGUUGUCAACUUCACCAUUGACGAUGGCGUCCCAGAACGAGUCACCUUGGGUCCUCACAUCUCUGACGGAAUCUCCACCCAAUUCCCUUGGUUCACUCGAGGUGACUUAGGCGCCUCCUCGCACUUGCUCAAAAUCGAGCUCAUAGAAACCAGAGACCAGCCGUUUAGCAUCGACUACAUCCUCUACAAGUCAGAAUUUCAGCGGCCUAGGAUGAAACCGCGGACCAAAUCCUCAGUUCCAAUGGCAGUAGCGGCUGGUACUCUCGGUGGCAUCAUUGGAUUCACCCUCCUAAUCGUCCUUAUUAUCUGCCUCUGUAAGCGCAGUAGUACCGUCAUUGCUUUACGGAAACGCACCCUUCGAAGCAAUGGUAAACUCCCCAUCGAUCUCGACCUUGAACUCUCUCGCGGGAACGGCGGGCCACGUCUCGGAAAAGCAGGACCGAACGCUUUCGCUUGGGUACCAACAGCGUCUAGAUCAAGACCAACGCUCAAGCCCGAACCCUUUAUUAUCCCCUUAUCCGAGUGGACACCACCUCCUUCUGCCACCAGCACCCGAGAUCGCAAGCAUCCCGUCCCACUGGACAACAUCCACGAUAGACGUCCCAGUCAAACCGCACGGGAGAUCGGAGAACUGUACCGCGUUGUGCAUAUGCUGACUCUGGAGACUGAAAGGCUACGACAAAGCCACUCGAGCAACGCCAGCCCCGUGGAUCGAGAAGUCGAGCCACCGCCGUAUCAGGAAACGAGCUCUCUCGAUGAAGACCUUAGCCCUGCUCGGUCACCAUUGGUACAAGGCACUCUCCAUGGUUCCCGAACCCUAACGCCUUCUCCCAUAACAUCGACCGGACCUCCUCUACCCAGAUCCCUCCCCCACCCGGCACCCUGA
Coprinopsis cinerea okayama7#130 is the source of this 1536-nucleotide messenger RNA. RefSeq lists its product as hypothetical. The record is from RefSeq and is a predicted model, not a curated record. Lineage: Eukaryota; Fungi; Basidiomycota; Agaricomycetes; Agaricales; Psathyrellaceae. The transcript is spliced from 4 exons. The coding region runs from base 1 to 1536 and encodes 511 amino acids.